Magnusiomyces paraingens is the source of this 3243-nucleotide messenger RNA. RefSeq lists its product as uncharacterized. Gene Ontology annotation, molecular function: protein binding. The coding region runs from base 1 to 3243 and encodes 1080 amino acids. Lineage: Eukaryota; Fungi; Ascomycota; Dipodascomycetes; Dipodascales; Dipodascaceae. The transcript has a single exon. The record is from RefSeq and is a predicted model, not a curated record.
AUGUCAAGAAUGAAUAAUGCAAUCGGAACAUCUGGCACUAGUAAUAAUGGUGGUACCUCCUCUGGAAGCAUAAUCACUACUACUACUACUACUACCAGCUCACUUGCUAAAAAUAAAUUGCGUGUGGCUGCUGUAUCCGCGGCUGCUGCAACUACUCACUCCAAUUCUUCUUCUUCCUCAUCUUCACGCCAAAUGGUAGCUUUAAGAGAAACAACUCCACCUCAUUCAUAUAAAUCUCCCUGUGUCCCGUCUUCUCCAGCAACACCAAUCUCGUCUCAUUUUUAUCAUUCAUCUACCUCUGGACCUUCUUCCAACAACCCUUCAAACUUAAAUGGCCAUGCAGACAAAAAUGAUCCCACUUUACAAAACAACCAAACAUCUUCAGAAUUCUCCGUUGCAGAUAAGUCUUCAAUCUCAAAUCAUUUUAAAAAUAAAGGCAUUUCAAAUCAAAGAUUAUUUGAAGACGAUGAUGAUGAUGAUGAUGAUGAUGACGACAAUAAUUUAAAUGAUAGCACAAGUGAUGCUGAAAUACGGCAAACCUCCCAGACUCUUUUUAAUGGCUUUUAUGACAACAAUAAUGAUAAUGACGAUGACAACAAUAACAACAACAACAACGAUGACGACGAUGACGACAAUGACAGCAAUGACAAUAUCUUCAAUGAUGACCCUUAUGACAAAUCUAAUGACACCUCAACAACCUUCCCCAAUGACACUUUUAACGGCUCCUUGCCUUCAACUCCUUCCUCUGCAUAUUUCCUCGACUCUACUACCACUAAUAUACCCCCACGCAAACCAAGAAGAGGAAGACCCUCUUCGCGCAGGUCAAAUAACAACCACAUCCAUAAGUCUUCCCCUUCUAAUACCAUCCCAAGGAUACCACUCCCAGUCGAUAAAGUCUCUGCUGCAAUACUCCCCCACUUUUUACAGUACUCGGAUGAUGAUAAGAUUUCUUUAAUUAAAACCCUCUUGUCUCACACCACCCGCCCUGUCCUCUCCGCCAUUCAAGAACACAUCUCACCUCUCCUUAAACGCGACCCCUUUGCCUACCUCCCCAAUGAAAUCUCUCUCCGCAUCAUCUCUUUUAUCGACGACCCUAAAACCCUGGCUCGCGCUUCCCAGGUCUCUCGCUUGUGGUAUCUCCUGCUCUCGGAUGACUUGACUUGGAAAGAGCUCUGCAAAUCCCACCACUACAGACGUCUCUCAGCUGCUGUUAGUAGCACACCAGUUCUCGCCCGUUCUCACUCAGCUAACGGUGCUGACUCAACUGCUCUUUCUCUAGUCAAGUCCCUUUAUAAUAACGCAAACAGGGCUCCUGCAAUCCCAGAAGACGCAAACGAGCCUAUUUCACUUACUCGCGGUGAUGUCAUUAACGGCGCAGAAGACUUUGUCGACUUUCAGUUCUACCCAGAAGCAACAAACCACCCGGUCCCCACCUCCUACCGCUCCCACUUCAAGCACCAGUACAUGCUCAACACGGCCUGGACUUCGGGUGGCCGCCUGGCUGCAAAAUACGUCAUCAACCAUUCCGGUGUUGUCACUUCUCUCAUUAUGAAUGGUCAAUACAUUGUGUUUGCUCUAGACAAUUCAAAGAUUUACGUGUUUCAUGAAAACGGCAUGCUGAUACGCUCUCUCUUUGGCCACGUUAUGGGAGUCUGGGCACUCACCAUGCAUGGCAAUGUUCUUGUGUCUGGUGGCUGUGACCGCGACGUUCGUGUGUGGAAUGUCGAGACUGGUGAAUGUCUCCAAAUCCUUCGCGGCCACCAGUCCACAGUCCGCUGUCUGCAAAUGGCCAACCCAACAACCGCUGUUUCCGGGUCCCGUGAUACCACUGUACGUGUUUGGGAUGUUGAAAAUGGCAUUCUGCUUCGUGUCCUCUCCGGCCACACAUCAUCGGUCCGCUGCAUCGAGGUCAAGGGUGACAUUGUUGUUUCCGGCUCGUACGACUGUACGGCAAAGAUUUGGCGUAUUUCCGACGGCCAGUUGCUGCAUACUCUCACGGGACACAUUUCUCAAAUUUAUUCGCUCGCCUUUGACGGCGAACGUGUCGCUACCGGCUCGCUCGACGCUUCCAUCCGCAUCUGGGACGCCCGAACAGGUGCCACCAUGGGUGUCCUCCAGGGCCACACCUCUCUCGUCUCACAGCUUCAAAUCAGAGACAAUAUUCUUGUUUCCGGUGGCUCUGACGGCGCGCUGCGUGUAUGGGAUCUCAAGGACUAUAAGUGCGUGCACCGCCUUGCUGCACAUGACAAUUCCGUGACAUCGCUCCAAUUUGACGAUGACAGAAUUGUCAGUGGAGGCUCGGAUGGGCGGGUAAAGAUUUGGGACAUGCAUACGGGCCAUUUUGUGCGCGAAUUAUCCAACCCUUAUGACAGCGUGUGGCGCAUUGCGUUCAAGGAUGAAAAGGUGGCAAUUCUGGCGUCGCGCUCGAAAACCAACCACUUGACAGGGCAACCAGAAAACCAAAUUCAUUUCAAGCUUAUUAGCUUUUGUCCACCUGGCGAUGGAAGUGUAGUCGUGGGGGGAAAUGCAGGGCAGGCGAUAAUUACUCCGCCGGCUCAAUCACCUAGUGAUGCUAAUGCAACAGCAGCAACAGCAGCAGCGGCAGCAGCGGCAACAGCAGCAGCAGCAGCUACGACUUCUACAACAACUGAAAACGACUCUAGCAUUGAUUCUCGUGAAACUGGCGCGUUGCAGGGCAAUGGGCGCAGUGGGGCGGCAGCAGCAGCUACAGGACCCAUAUCAACAUCGUCGCAGAUUGCGGCAGCUGCAGCUGCGCGACCUAGCUCAGCGCGACGACGCAAUUCGCGUGUAAUGCGGGCAAUCUAUUCAACCAACAAUGUCCGAUUCCCUGGGUUGACUCGUAAUGAUGGUGCGGAAGUUUCGGUAACGACUGCCCCGCCGUCGUCUGCCCCGGGCUCGUCGUCAUCUGCAUCAUCGACCUCCACGUCCAACUCACAGCAGCCCAAGCAUCCGAUGGACUGGAACGAAGGUAUCGAUCCGUUGUCGCGGGAAGAUGGACCAUCUGGUAGAGACGCUACUGCGGGUCCUUCAUCAUUGUCAGUAGAUGGGUUACGAGGAGCUGGAGCAGACGUGACACUUUCUGGAACUACACGAACAACAGUGGUGACUGGAGAUGUGAGCACGUUAGGAAUGCCAGCUGGACUUGCAAUGCUGAAUGGGCGUGGAGGUGCAAGGGGCAGUGCCUCUGGGAUUGAUACGCCGGAGCCCAUGGAUUUGUCGUGA